Molecule: messenger RNA, 3368 nt
Organism: Syngnathus acus (greater pipefish)
Lineage: Eukaryota; Metazoa; Chordata; Actinopteri; Syngnathiformes; Syngnathidae
Gene: golga1
Product: golgin A1
Exons: 24
Coding region: 347-2896 (849 amino acids)
Cellular component (GO): Golgi apparatus
Source: RefSeq, a predicted model, not a curated record
GCGCAGUCGUGAUGUCAUCGGUCAUCUGUGUUGGGCGAUUACGUGUAGCUCACCGUCCUGGGUUGGCUAGCUUGACAGAGGAAAAAGCAACGACUUGGAGACGGCCGUAAAGACAUUUUUCCGCGUAACGGACAAGGCAACAGCAGUAGACACGAGUAGAAGACUCACGAAGUAAAUUUGGAAUUGUUAUGAUUUUGCAAAAUGAAAAUACGAAGGUCUUCUUCAUUUAAGGGCACCUGCAGAUGUUCAGGUGUUUGUUACGCAAAGAAGCAAUGAAUUCCCUGCUCUGUAUGGUGUUCCAUACUCUCUAGGAGCUUCUGUUAAGGAAUUCGCCGCUCAUAUAGACAUGUUUGCCAAGCUGAAGAAAAAGCUUGCAGAAGAGGCAGCCACAGCCCCACGGAGUGGCGUUCGAUUACCCCGUACCAUCAGCAAGGAAUCCAUCACUUCAGUGGGGGCAGACUCAGGAGAUGACUUUGCAUCUGACGGGAGCAGCUCCAGGGAUGACCUGCCUGCUCAACUCCUAAGGAGGAAUCAUCAGAUCCGAAAACUAGAAGGAAAGCUAUCAGACUACGCUGAGCAGCUGCGAAUAAUGCAGAAGACCAAGGAGAAGCUUGAAAUUGCAUUAGAAAACCAUCAGGAUUGUACGUACCUCUCCUUUCGCUCCCUCCCAACCACUUCCAUAAAAAAACUUCAAGAGCAGAAUGAGUUACACCAGGCGAGCAGAGCUAAAAUGGCAGAGGGAAUGACUCUAGCCCUGGACAAAAAGGACCAGGAAUGGAUGGAGAAGUUGGCUGUAGUGGAAAAGGAGAAGACUGCCUUAUCAGCAAGACUUGAUGAGAUGAUGGAGCAAAGCUUGACACUCUUCCAGAAGAGGGAUGAUGUGGAUGAACUGGAGGGAUAUCAGCAACAAGAAAUUGCUAAAGUCAAACACAUGUUGCUGAGAAAGGAAGAACAGCUCAGUCAGCAUGAACGGGACCUACAGCAGCAGGAGGCUGAACUUCAUUCUACGAAGCAGAGGCUUUCCGAAUCUCAGGGGAAACUUCAAGCUUUACAAAAUCAACUUGAGGAGAGCUCCAAAUGCACAGCUGAGCUGGAAAUAGAACGAGAGGAACUGCUACUGCUCAGAGAAGAGACAGAAAAGAAAAUUGGUGAUUUGGAGGGACAAAACCAGAAGCUACAGUUGGCUAUCCAACAGGUCUCAGCAGACAUGCAGAGGUCACAGAGUAUGCUGUCGUUUUCAGAGAGGUCCCUUCAGGAUCUUCAGACCGAAUAUAAUACCUUGAAGUCAAAACAACAAAAGGCUGCUGUGACAGAGGAGGACAAGGAGCGCAUGUUGGGGCAUCUUCAGAAGAAAGUGAACACCUUAGAGAGGCAAUUGCAAGGAAACCUGAGCCAGGAUGACCAUCUACUUGAGCUUCUUCAGGAGAGGUCCAGUCUCGAGCAAAGACUGGAAGAGACCAGAACAGAACUACUCGAAUUUCGGACCAUUCAUGCUGAUAGAGUCAGCUCCUUCGAGGCACAGAUAUCCAAAAUGACAUGCAGCAUUACAGAGCUGCAGACACUUCUCCGACAUAAAGAUGAAUCCUCAAGGUCCUAUCGAGACAGAACAGACACACAAAUAGCAACCCUGGAGCAGCAGGUCCAAGAAAGUUGUGAUCGACUUAAGAGUGCACAGCAGCAGAUUGAAGUGAAAGAACAGCAGACAGAAAAAUUGAAAGGAGAGUGGAGUGCAAACAAAGCCUUUUUGGAUCAGCAGAUGUGUUUGUUGCAGCAGCAGAGUCUUGAGAAGACAAACAGACUGGAGGAGACUAUCACCGCUUUACAAACAGAUAUAUGCAGAAUGCAAGACACAAUGGCUGACCUUGAGAGGCAACGAGAUCAGGCAAAUGUCACGCUGAAACAGCAAAUAGAAGAGUUGGAACAAUGCAAGGUGGAGUUGGAAGGCAGGCAGACAGUUAGCACUGAAAUCGCCAAAGCUCUAGAGGAAAGCAGGCGACAGAGAGAAGAACUACAAACACAGGUUGAAGUGUCGACUACUUCGCUUAAGAGAUCACAACAGGAGUUGUCAACCGUCAGUGAGAAGCUGAUGUUGAAAGAAAAAGACAUCCAAAGGCUACAUGAAGAGGUGCAGAGUCAGCAGGCAUCAUUCGUCCAGCUGCAGGACAAACUUGAGCAGCUCCGGGCCCAACGGGAGCAGAUUGAGCUGGACAAAGACUCACAGUUAGCUCACCUGCGAGAAGAGCUUCUUAGCCAGAACCAACUGCAAGAUGCUUAUCAGACUCGGAUCUCCUAUUUAGAGGUGGAGGUAGAGACCCUGACAGAACAGCUCCACAGCCCUGCAGUGUGCGAGGAGGACCACAAUGGCAGCGUGACAGUGGAUGAUCUAGAUCACAUUCAGAAGGUUAACAAAGAGCUCGAGCAGCAGCUCAGUGAUAAAAACAGGACUAUCAAACAACUCCAGCAGCGAAUGGCAGAACUAAAAAGAACGUUGCAAAAAGAACUGAAGCUGAAACCUGAGCCAGAAGAGGAAGCAAAAGAUAAGAUAGCAGAAAGUGUGGUCAUAAAACAAGAAAUGGUUUUUGCAGAACUGCCACCAGUGUCUAGUCCAAGCCUUCCUACUGCAAACACCACAGUGACCAAUACCUCAGACCUUAAUGACUUAAGAGAAAUUAACUUUGAAUACUUGAAGCAUGUUGUUCUCAAAUUCAUGUCAUCCAGAGAGGCUGAGGCAUAUCAGCUAAUACGAGCUGUGUCUGUGCUGCUGAACUUUACUCACGAGGAAGAAGACAUGUUAAAGCAAACUCUGGAAUAUAAAAUGUCUUGGUUUGGCUCUAAGCCCUCUCCAAAAGGUAUUAUGCGGCCUUCAGUCUCAGGCUCUUCGACCCACUGGAGCUGAUAGACUACAAGGAAGGCACUAAUCAAGAGACAGAAACGCGAGGAUCACCAUCAGGAGGAAAUUAGCCCCCCUUGUGUCACUCCAAACAUUUAGUUGGAAGUGAGCUCCAAAACUUUAACCAGUUUCCUGCUGACACACUGUCCCUGGCUCUGUGGGGUAAAGGACUAUUGUUUUUAUUGUUUUUGGGAGAAGGGCUGCAUGGAUUUUUUUUUUUUAUUCAGCUGUAGAUUUUAAAAAUGACACUUUGAAAGUUGCAGCCAGUGACAUUGUUAAAGAAACAUUUACACUGGAAGUGGAGUUGUCGUAUUUGUUUUUACUUACACGACACCUACUGGACCUACUUUGCCUUAAGAAACUGACGCAGUUUCUUUUUUCGACGCAAGCUGACAGUCUCAUUUUCUUAAUUGUUUUUCACUCUUCUAAAUGAAAAUACCCUUAUUCUGUGAACAAUUAUGAGUCAAGGGAUUCCACA